Molecule: messenger RNA, 1921 nt
Organism: Astrephomene gubernaculifera
Lineage: Eukaryota; Viridiplantae; Chlorophyta; Chlorophyceae; Chlamydomonadales; Astrephomenaceae
Source: the annotation of a GenBank genome assembly
GGUGGACCAGGAGCUCUGGGAGUGGCUGCUGCAAGCCUUCCCGCAGGAGCUCUCGGCGGAGGCGCAGGUGUGCCAGCAGGUGCUGGUGCCCGGCCAGACAUGCAGGGCCUCCCUCCGCGACGCGCUGUCGUACCACGGUGCCCAGCUGAGCUCAGCGGAGGUGGAGUGCGCGCCUCACGGGGCGCUGCGGGGCUGGAUGCAGACCGCGGUGCUGGCCAUCCAGCGCAGGACUCCCAGCGCCUCCGCACCCGAGUGCUGGCAGACCUUCCUCGCCACCUACCGCGCAGCAUGGGCCCGCCGCCACCCGCCCCUAGGCCUCGUCCUCCGCCGCAGCCCAGUCCAACCCGCCUCCUCCUCCUCCUCAGCCGCCUCCUCUGAAUGGCUGGGGCUGGCACGCGGCGGGUCGCUGCUGUGCAUGCUGCGUCGCGGUACGGCAGUCGAGGCGCUGCAGGCGGCGGCGGAUGCGGUGUGUCCGCUGGAACUGCCGCCGCACUUGGAUGCCGUACAUCGGUGUGCUGCGGAGGCGGGGGCGCUGCUGGGCCCGCUGGCGCAGGAGGCCUGUCUGGCGCUGCUGGUGGCAGGUGUAGAUCCCCUGGAGCGGCUGAUGCCUCGGCUCUGUGAGCUCUGGUUCGGAGGUCCGGACACCUCUGGGGGCAGCAGCGCCGGCGCCAGCAGCACCUCUACAGGUGGAGCAGCCGGCGGCGGCGGCGGCAGUCGUGCCGCUGCGCUCACAGAUAGUGCGCGGGAGGCGCAGCAGAGGUGGCGGCAGCGGCGGCAGCAGCUGGUGAUCAGCAUGGGGCAGCGUCUGGGCGGUCUGAGCAACGUGGCAGCGGCCGUACAGUCCUACCUGGGUUUGUUGAGGCUGCUUGACACCCAGAGUGCUGCGGAGCUCGCGGCGGCAGGGGCGGCAGGCGGCGGUGCUGCUGCUCCCAGCAAGGCCACAUCCUCUUUCCUGGUUGCAACAUGCCGACAGGUAUCUCGGGCCGCCGCCGCCGCUGCACGCGACGCCGCGCUGCUGUUGGGUCUUGUACGACAGCAGUGUACGACACUGGGAACGGUUUCCCUGGAUCGUACGGCACUUGCACGGCUUGAGGAGGCUCUGCUGCCGGAGGCGUGCGGGCUGCUGCGGCGGUCAGCGCUGGGGCUGUGGCUGACGGGAACACCCUCGUCUCAGGAUGAGGCAACGGACAUGGAGCCCGCCCUCAACGCCCUGCGUCACCUGCGACUGGGCUCCUCAAACGCUGCUGCUGCUGCCGCUGCCAAACGAGGAAGCGGCGGCGGCGGCGCCGCUGCUCACGGAGCCACGGCCGCAGGCACCGGUGGCGCCGCUGCCGCAGCCGCCGGGGAUAACGGCAGCGGGAACAGCAGUGGAGGUGGUGGCGGGGAUGUGUCGUUGGCAGGCCGGCUGCUGCCUGCGUUCUGUGGCGUGUACGGAGCGAGCCGGGGUCGCAGGGUGGAGGUGUUGGCGGGAGCGGAGGCGGCUGGACUGCUGUUUACACUGUACCUGCAGUACGGCGAGCAGCCGGGAGCCUCCCUGGCGGGCAGGGUGCUGCAACUGGGGUACCAGCUGUUCCAGGCUGGCGAGUACGGCAACCUCGCUGAGCUGUCCGCCCUCGCUGGCGCCACCGGCAGCGCUGAGGCAGGUCCGCAAUUCCUCCGCGGACUCGGCAUCACAUGCGCCCUGGCGUUGGAGAGGCAGGGGACCGCGGGUACCAGCGGUACCGGCCCGCAUCCUACUGCCGUACAGCAGCAACAGCAGCCGGCUGCGGCUACGGGGGGAGCGGGAGGAUCGUACGGCAGUACGACAGCGGUUGCAGCAGCUAGACGGGCGGAGCGGAUUGCGGAAGCUGCGGGGUGCUUCUUCCGUGCGGCAGCGGGUCUUGCCACCGACGCGGGUGAAACGCUGCGGAACAUCCUCCGG